AUGCCUCCCAACCCGCUCUUCAAGCCAGCUUCCAGCGACCGCCGACCCAAGCGCAGUCCCUCACCUCCCAAACGAUUCGUCGAGCCGCUCUCGCCCACCCGACCGAGACCUGUGGAGCCCAACUACAACUACCCGGCGAUCAACAGCCGUGUUGACUUCACCGUCAAGCCAGACCAGCCCUACACAGCUACGCCCAAGAGCAGGAAUCGCAGCGCUAGCUACAGGCAUGCACACCACCGGACUCCUUCUACCAUCGACACCCUCGCUGAAGCGGCUCUUGCUGUGAGUCCGUCACUAGAACUUCUCAAUGGACACUCUCAUGGCUACCCAAUGCCUUCUGCCUAUGGCGGAAGUGAGCCACCACACAAGCGAUCGCGUUCCGAGAUGCUACCCUCGCCCAUGGUCGGGCAGUAUGCGUCGCGGCCAGCGACGAGCUACGAACACAUCAAUGGCUGGUACAGGGAUCCUACACAGCAGCAGAACUCCGGCCCGCCCUAUGACAGUCGAUUGGAAGAAGCGUCUCUGCUGCUGAACUUCCGCACCGGCGGCUGGCCCAACAACAGUCCUCCGCCUCCUCUGCCUCUGCCGAACUCCGGCUUCGCAUCUGCACCAAGACCGCACGCGAAUAGCUUUCCGCAAAGCACUCGUCAGCCUUGUCCUGCGGACCUUGCAGCCCAGGCCGGCCUGCUGCCCCCUUUCAAUCCGCAAGACGGCGACGCUCCCCGACCGACACUACCUUCACCGCAGCAGACCGUCGACGAGUCCACACAUAUUCCUCCCUUCCCUGCUCCCGAGCUUAUUCAGAAUGUUGCUGUUGAUGCGGUAGCCUCGAGCGCUCUUCGCCCGUCGAGAACAGAGCAAGAAAAGCCAGAUGUGCCGCAGAGGACCGCAAUCCGCACUGAGGAGCUGGUCUCCAGGGCCGGUAGUACAGAUGUCACCAUGAGCGAGACUUCGGAAGGCGCACCAAGACCAAAGCGGGCCACGCAGAAGACCAAAACUCGAGGGUUGUCCUCGCGCAAGUCAAUUGCCGAGAAGGCCGCAACGAAGAGAGCAGCUGCGCGAAAGAAGACACCAGAUCCUUCGAAAGUCAGCCGUACGGCGAGUGAAGCCCCCCAAGCAUUCGAAGUGGACCGCAAUCGGCGCAAGAGCUUUAGUGAUGUACCGGUCAACUGCGAGACCUCCAUUCCCAAUGGUCAGGGACACCGGGCAAUUUCUGUUCCCCAAGAGAUCCCCAUGAUCAUCCGUCCAGCUUCGACAGCGAAGACGCCAAAGCGUAACAAGAAUGCCACGGAGACGGUAAUAUGCGCUGGCUGUGCAACAACCCGGGAGAGCUCCAGUCGUAAUGGCGAGAUGGAUGAGUGGGUGUCGUGCAACGGAUGUACGAAGUGGUUUCACGUCGACUGCGCUGGCUUUAAGAAGGCCAUUGAAGUUCGCGACGUCGACAAGUACUUCUGUCCCACCUGUGAGCCAGUGCACGGGAAGACGACAUAUGUGAGGAAGAGCACCCGUGCUCAUGCGUCUGUUGACUAUGCCGAGCUGCAGAGGGGCGUUCUCAAAACGAGUGAAGAGAGCAUGGAGCAUCAUUAUAUUCAACCUAUCAAGGACGGGACCUUCCAAUUCGAUCCGGAGUAUUUCCCACGUAUGCGACCGGAGCUUGUCACUCGGGAUUUCUUCGAGAAGAGCAGCGCCUUUGUCGAACCCAUCUGUAUCCCUGCGGAAUGGAAUCCUCGGCCUUGGCUCAAAAAUCGUCGCGACACGGACGGCAACAACCAUAAUGUGAUGAAGGACGGAGCUGACGACGUUACGAGCGACACGAUACCUGACGAGUUCGAAUACGACGCUGUUGCCGAUGAAGGCCAAGACAAGCUUGACAUGGUGAUGCCGGAAGAUCUCACAGUCAGGCAGGUCUGCAAUCUGGUUGGACCCCACACACCGCUGGACGUGAUAGACGUCAAGACACAGAAUUCUGGCGCAAAAUGGGACCUUGGACGAUGGGCCGACUAUUACGAGGGCGUGAGCGAUGAUAAGCCAAUUCUGAAUGUGAUAUCCCUGGAAGUAUCCCAAACCAAAUUGGGUCGCAUGCUGCGACGACCAAAGGUGGUCCGGGACAUUGACUUGCAGGAUCAGGUCUGGCCUCAGAAAGAGACAGAUGCCGGGAAGUAUCCGAAAGUACAAUAUUACUGUCUCAUGUCUGUGGAAGACAGCUACACCGACUUCCACAUUGACUUUGGCGGGAGCAGCGUCUACUACCACAUUUUGAAAGGGAAGAAGACUUUCUUCUUCAUACCACCGAAGCCCAAACACCUCAAAGCUUACGAGGAAUGGAACGAUAGCCCAGAACAGAACUUCACCUUUCUGCCGAAUAUCACCAAGGAGUGCUACAGAGUCGACCUCAGCGAGGGCGAUACCAUGUUGAUUCCAUCCGGAUGGAUCCACGCAGUCUGGACGCCAGAGACGAGUCUGGUGAUUGGAGGCAAUUUCCUCACCCAGAUGUCGUACAAGAAUCAGUUCCGCGUGGUCGAGAUUGAGAAGGCCAAUCACACCCCGAUGAAAUUCCGAUAUCCAUUCUUUCAGAGGAUCAUGUGGUACAAUGUGAUCAAAUAUCUCACGGACGAUCCGCUUCCCGAGGCGGUGUCGCAGCUCUUCUACUCAGGCAAGACGUUUGAGCGUCAGACGCCUGUGUGGGCAGAUUUCGAUGGCGAAAUCGCGAGCCAGGACGAGCGACCUGGAGCGAAGAAUGCGCGAUACUAUGGCGAAGCGGAGAUUGAGGGUCUUCCAGAUCUGCUAAACUACAUCUUCCGCACCAUCAUGCUCGUCAAUGGGCGUAUUGAAGGCGUCUCGGCGGACCAGCAGAAGCGGGUAAACGCAUCCAUUCCCAAAGGGCAUGGUGAACCGCUGGAGGUCGCCAAGACGUUUGCGCUGUGGACGGCGUGGAAGCGAGGGAACGAGUAUCCUCCUGCAUGGGCGCAUCCGGACGCAGUGCUCCCCAGCAAAGAAGAAGGGCCGCCCAAGAAGCUGUCUGCACGUGCGCUCAAGGAGAUGGAGCGCAAAGAGGCAUUCGCCGCGCUAAAGGCACUCGGACCGGACCGCAAGUCCGAGCGAGUCAAAAAAUCCGCUAGUGCUAAUGCCGCGAACUCGACCUCGAACAUGGCGUCUUCGACUCCUGACCAUCAUCACCCAUCACCCACCCAUCCUCCACCGCAUCACCAGCCAUCGACCCACCCAUAUGCGCAUCAGAACAUGGACGUUCAGGCCUUACCUGCCGCGCAGCCAAUGGCAUUCGCGAUGAACGCCGCGCCCGGCCAGCAUAUCAGCACGCCGAAAACUUCGGUGCUUGGCCCCAAGCGCGUAGCGUGCGAUCAGUGUCGACGAAGAAGGAUCCGAUGCAAGCACAAAGAUCUGGUGACGCAGGUCACUCCGAAUCAAAUGCAGCAGACGUCGGGUGGCUUUGGUGCACACGACUCGCCUCAAGUCUACGACAACAUCACUGUAACGCCACCGAAAGCGAAAACAUCUGCCAAUCCGUUUACUAACCGAACCGAUGAACAGCCAGGAUUAAGCGGCCAUCCUGCUCAGAAUGGUUCCCCAGUCUCCAAUGGAAUGAAUGGGACCACAUUUCCUAUGACGGUUAAUGGGGUGCCCGUGUUUACGGACGCAACCAGACGCGGGCGAAGCAAAGCGUGCUUCGAAUGCAGGAAAUCGAAAGUGAGUCCUAGAAGGAUGUCUUCACCACGAAACACUGACAGGGUGCUAGCGACGGUGCAUUCAUGAUGAAAAUGGCAACGUUGAUCCUAUCAAAGCUGCGGAGACCCCUGUGCCGCGGGGGUCUGCUUCGUCGAAGAAACGGGCGUCCGAGGAGAACACACAGGGCAGUCCAGUGCCACUGAAGAAGAAGGUGAAGACGAGUCCUGUGCCAAACGGAUUGCCUGCGAUGCCAGCAUUCCCUCAUGACCAGAAACUCACCAACGGCGCUGUACAGCCGCAUCGUGAACCACCCAAUGGAUAUCAACACUCUCCGGCGCCGCCGCAGCACUCGCCCUCACACACUACAGCCCAAGCUCAAUCGACUAAUGCACCAUAUCGAUCACCAACUCUUUACCAUCAGGAAUCCACUCGACACCUCCCACAAGAGCAACAUCAGCCACCGCUGGACCCCAGCCUUUUUGGUUAUCCGGACCCUGCCAGUAGCUCCUACGUCAAUCAAAACUACGCAUACCCGUCCAGUGACCGCCCAGGCCCAUACCAAUUACCAUCGCUUGAGCAGAUUGCCAACGAGGUAAGCGAUCUCAGCUGCGGACCUGUAGACUUGCUAAUGAGUUUCAGGUUCUGGAUAUGAACGGCCGUUCACACGAGGACUAUCACACCUUCUCAGCGCAAGAACAGCGCGAUCCGCCACCCGUUUCCAAUGGCUUCACCGAAGCCACCCGGCCGGAUGAGAGUGUAGAUUCUGCCAUCUCAAUUCCUGGAUCAGACGACGGCAAACAUCAGGCAGCGAAGGACGAUGACACCAUGGCCCCGAUUCAGUCAUUGCCUGAUGCUCCGGUUCAAGCUUCUGUCGAAUCGUCUCACCCCAUCAAGACAGAUGCUCCGACAUCAGAGGCGCAGACAUCUCCCAGUCUACAGAAAAGCAGCGUGAACGAUCUGCCGCUCUACAAGCCACCGGCGCCUCUAUCGCUGUCGCCCGAAGUGUCCAAGCGCCAACCUCAUCUCACCAUCGGGAUAGGUGCUGAGCCCUCAGCGCCCGUGAAGCGGAGAAGAGAUUCCACGUCGUCGACACCAGGCUCCAAGAAGCCCCGGAUGGGUAGCGUGGAACCAAAUUGCGAGCAAGACGUGCAGAGGUUGGCGAAGUCAUUGCAGCAGGAUGAUCUUGGGCUGCGCAAGCGGGGCAAUUAG
Molecule: messenger RNA, 4893 nt
Organism: Lecanosticta acicola
Lineage: Eukaryota; Fungi; Ascomycota; Dothideomycetes; Mycosphaerellales; Mycosphaerellaceae
Source: the annotation of a GenBank genome assembly